Messenger RNA from Carassius carassius (crucian carp), 1349 nucleotides. It is a transcript of the gene zmat3, whose product is annotated as zinc finger, matrin-type 3. The record is from RefSeq and is a predicted model, not a curated record. Gene Ontology annotation, molecular function: zinc ion binding; nucleic acid binding. The transcript is spliced from 6 exons. Lineage: Eukaryota; Metazoa; Chordata; Actinopteri; Cypriniformes; Cyprinidae. Bases 258 to 1349 code for a protein of 363 amino acids.
AUGCGGGAGACGUUACUAUAAAUUGCACAAUAUUUCCGACCAUUGGAGUUGUGAUUACGAAUACGGUUUUCCAAUAUAUGUAUUAGCAUAUUUCAAAAAUCCCCUAUCUCGUUUAUCCAACGUUUUCCUAGUAUUUCUAGUGUUUUGGAAACCGUAUGAGAUUGAAAACACCCCUCUUUUAGACGUUUGAAGCAUGCGGCGCACGUCUAGCUUGAAGAAGUUGAGCAGCAGAGAGAGCUUGAAAGGAUGCAGGGAAGAUGGCGAUGAAUGUAAAGAACAGAGAUGCUUUUUAUCCAAGAGCUGACUACUGCAAUAUCUACAGCUCUCAGCCUGUAAACUAUGGAGACUGCAGCCAUUAUUUCCCACGGAUGACAGGUCCAGACCCUGUUUUAAAACCACCUCUUAGCUUGUUAUGUCAUCAGCCGCCACAGCCCUUCCAGGCCAUGACCCCGAUCCAAAACCUCAGUCCCCCACCGAUGAUGAUGCCGCCGGACCCCUUGCGUUUCCCACACUGCACUCCUCUAGCCAUAAAGCCGCCCCCUCACCUCCAGUUGCCACCCAACCUGCCCAUUCCAGCACCCCCCGUCCUCAGUCCCAAGCCCCCUGAAGAAGACGGCCAGGCGGUGGGUGCUGACCAGGAAGCCACUCUGGAGGAGCUUUGCAAGCCUCUAUACUGUAAGCUUUGUAACGUCACUCUCAACUCUGCCCAACAAGCUCAGGCACAUUAUCAGGGGAAAAACCACAGUAAGAAGCUGCGCAAUUUUUAUGCUGGCAGCCAGCAGCCACCUCCCAUUAGAAUAGCAGAGGUAGUAGAGCCAGUUUCCCAGCAACCCUCAGCCACUCCACCCACAGAUUCUGCAAACGCGAUUGCCAACCAGCCAGUAUCUAAGGGCGCUAGCAGAGUCAUACUGGCCACAGAAAAUGACUACUGCAAGCUGUGUGACGCUUCCUUCAGCUCCCCCGCUGUGGCCCAGGCACACUAUCAGGGCAAGAACCACGCCAAAAGACUGCGGCUGGCCGAGGCGCAGCAGAACGCCACGUCCUUAGACUUGUCCAACACUCAGAGACGGCCACGGAAAGAAGGAUACGAGUACCGAUUAAUGAAGAACCGUAGGGUUCAGAAAAACACUGCCAUGCCAGGCCCUUACUACAACCCCCGGCCGAGGCAGCGUAUCCCACGAGACCUUGCGAUGUGUGUCACACCCAGCGGGCAGUUCUAUUGCUCAAUGUGUAACUCGGGUGCCAGUGAGGAAGCAGAGUUUCGUUUACACCUGGAGAGCAAGCAGCAUAAAAGCAGAGUGUCCGAGCAACGCUACCGUAGCGAGAUGGAGAAUCUGGGAUACACUUAA